Messenger RNA from Myotis davidii, 4111 nucleotides. RefSeq names its product pyridoxal-dependent decarboxylase domain containing 1 (gene PDXDC1). Bases 256 to 2574 code for a protein of 772 amino acids. The transcript is spliced from 23 exons. The record is from RefSeq and is a predicted model, not a curated record. Gene Ontology annotation, biological process: carboxylic acid metabolic process. Gene Ontology annotation, cellular component: intracellular membrane-bounded organelle. Gene Ontology annotation, molecular function: carbon-carbon lyase activity; pyridoxal phosphate binding. NCBI's taxonomy places the organism in Eukaryota, Metazoa, Chordata, Mammalia, Chiroptera, Vespertilionidae.
AAGUCUAGUGCUUUAGAACGGCGUUCUUUUAAUUUUGAACUGGCAGGAGUAACAGAUGUUGUCGUUUGUCAAUGCCUACAGCUGCUGUGGAUUUGUUACCCUGUCUCUGGACGGUUGAAGGGAGUAGAUUGUACAAGUUCAGCCUGAUGUCUUCCAUGUGCCCACCGUGGUGUAACCCACACCUGGGCUGCGUCUCAUACAUUUUGGAGUAUGCAGUCAAGAAAAUAAAAAAUAGCAGAUCCUGCAUUAGCUGAAAUGGGAAAACACUUGAAGGAGGCCAUGAAGAUGCUGGAGGACAGUCAGAGAAGAACAGAGGAGGAAAAUGGAAAAAAACUAUCAGGGGAUAUUCCAGGGCCACUCCAAGGGAGUGGACAAGAUAUGGUGAGCAUCCUCCAGUUAGUUCAGAAUCUGAUGCACGGAGAUGAAGAUGAGGAGCCCCAGAGUGCCCGAAUCCAGAAUAUUGGAGAACAAGGUCAUAUAGCUCUUUUGGGGCAUAGUCUAGGAGCUUAUAUUUCAACUCUGGACAAAGAGAGGCUGAGAAAACUUACAACUAGGAUACUUUCGGACACUACCUUAUGGCUGUGCAGAAUUUUCAGGUAUGAAAACGGCUGUGCUUAUUUCCAUGAAGAUGAAAGAGAAGGACUUGCAAAGAUCUGUAGACUUGCCAUUCAUUCUCGUUAUGAAGACUUUGUGGUGGAUGGGUUCAAUGUGUUAUAUAACAAGAAACCUGUCAUAUAUCUUAGUGCUGCUGCUAGGCCUGGCCUGGGCCAGUAUCUUUGUAAUCAGCUUGGCUUACCCUUCCCCUGCUUAUCUCGUGUGCCCUGUAACACUAUGUUUGGAUCCCAGCAUCAGAUGGAUGUUGCCCUCCUGGAAAAACUGAUUAAAGAUGAUAUUGAACGAGGAAAACUGCCCCUGUUGCUUGUGGCAAAUGCUGGAACUGCAGCGGUAGGACACACAGAUAAGAUUGGGCGUUUGAAAGAACUCUGUGAGCAGUAUGGCAUAUGGCUUCAUGUGGAGGGUGUGAAUCUGGCAACAUUGGCUCUAGGUUAUGUCUCCUCAUCAGUGCUGGCUGCAACCAAAUGUGAUAGCAUGACAUUGACUCCAGGCCCGUGGCUGGGUCUGCCAGCGGUUCCUGCAGUCACUCUUUAUAAACAUGAUGAUCCUGCCUUGACUUUAGUUGCCGGUCUCACAUCAAAUAAACCAGCGGACAAACUCCGUGCCCUGCCACUGUGGUUGUCUUUACAGUACUUGGGACUUGAUGGGAUUGCGGAGAGGAUUAAGCAUGCCUGCCAACUGAGUCAACGGUUGCAAGAAAGUUUGAAGAAAGUGAACCACAUCAAAAUUUUGGUGGAAGAUGAGCUCAGUUCUCCAGUAGUAGUGUUUAGAUUUUUCCAGGAAUUACCAGGCUCAGAUCCAGUGCUUAAAACUGUCCCAGCACCCAACAUGGCACCUUCAACAGUCGGCCGGGAGGGACACUCCUGUGAUGCACUGAAUCGCUGGCUGGGAGAACAGCUGAAACAGCUGGUACCUAUGAGUGGCCUCACCGUCAUGGAUCUGGAAGCAGAGGGAGUGUGUGUGAGGUUCAGCCCUUUGAUGACAGCGGCAGUUUUAGGAACUCGGGGAGAGGACGUGGAUCAGCUCGUAGCCUGCAUAGAAAGCAGGCUGCCGGUCCUGACCUGUACACUACAGCUGCGAGAGGAGUUCAAGCAAGAAGUGACAAGAACAGCAGGCCUCUUACACGUUGAUGACCCUAACUGGCCUGGAAUAGGGGUUGUCAGGUAUGAACAUGCUAAUGAUGAUAAGAACAGUUUGAAAUUAGAUCCAGAAGGGGAAAAAAUCCAUACUGGACUCCUGAAAAAGUUAAACGAACUAGAAUCUGACCUUACAUUUAAAAUGGGCCCUGAGUAUAAAAGCAUGAAGAGCUGUAUUUACAUUGGCAUGGCGAGUGAUGACAUAGAUAUUCCCGAACUAGUGGAGACCAUUGCAGUCACAGCGCGAGAAAUUGAGGAAAACUCAAGGCUUCUGGAAAACAUGACAGAAGUGGUUCGGAAAGGAAUUCAGGAAGCUCAGGUUCAACUGCAGAAGGCCAAUGAGGAGCGCCUUCUGGAAGAGGGAGUGUUACGGCAGAUCCCUGUAGUAGGAUCCGUGCUGAAUUGGUUUUCUCCAGUCCAGCCUUCACAGAAGGGAAGAACUUUUAACUUAACAGCAGGCUCUCUGGAGUCCACAGAACACACGUAUGUCUACAAAGUACAAGAUACAGGAGUAACACCGCCUCAGACCCCCUCAGGCACUCGAACUAAACUCAGAUUUCCAGGCCAGAAGCCUUUUAAAAAGUCCCUAAGAGGCUCAGAUGCUCUAAGCGAGACAAGCUCAGUCAGUCACAUUGAAGACUUAGAAAAAAUGGAGCACCUGUCCAGUGGGCAGGAACAAGAGGCCCUGGAGGCUAACAGCCCUGAGCAACACCCUGGGGCUCCCGCCCCUCAGGAAGCCGAGCAGACCGGAACCUUCCAGAACAGAGCCCAGGGCCCAGAAGAUGACCGCCCACAGGUAGAAGAACCGGAAAACUUAAGAUAAAAUUCAGUGUUUGGUUUGAGACUGUACUGAACUGAAUAUUGUGUCAUGGAAGAUAGUUAUACUGAAAAUGUGAACUGUGCCACAUGCUAAUACAAGAGAAAUUACUGUUAUUUGUGCUUUAACUGGCUUUUUGCACACGUAUGUGCAAAAAAAUCAGGGUAACUGAUUUGUCUAAUGUAAUGGGUACAGAGAACAACUGUUGUUUCUGUCUAUCCAACUGUAGUAAUAACUUACCCCCAAGUUACUGUAAACACUUUUUAUUCACAAAGAACACUCAGAAUGUCAAGUGUCUGCCACUUGCAACACGUGCUCUUAUCUUGUAAACAUAAAUUAUUAGUUACACAUAACUUUCUGGUAAGACAGCUUUCUUUAGAACUCUCCGGGUCCUCUGCUGUACCGCUGCAGAGAGACAGACAACCUUCCUUGCCAUCUACUUUAGUUGGUGUUUGGUUUGAUCAGGUUGCAGUAAACAGCUGGACCGUGUUGGCGUGAAAGAGAGUGGGUUUCAGUGGAAGUGUAAAUGAGCGUCAGAGCCCUCUCUGGCCGGCCCCAGCUGCUGCUUUCCCUGAAGACAUAAGUAAGGACUGUGUCCGCUCAAGCUGUGGCAGGCUAUCAAGCAAGUUAGACUGGGCAGUGCUUCUGUCUGUGACUUUCCUCUGCCACAAAUCCAUUUCCCCCUUUAUAUACUAUUUCUAAACUAACUAAAUGACUCCUCUAUUAAGAGAAACUGUAAAGACUCUUCUUGACCAUAUAUAUGUAUAUUUUUAAAUAUUGGUAAAGCUUUUAAAUUGGCACAAGAGAACAGACUGUGCUCAUUUCUAUGUUUAAUAUCUGAAAACCUAAUAGAUGCUACUCCUAAAAGCCUAAUAUUUAACAUGCUGUGUAGCACCCAGUUAAAUUUAAAUUCUAAAAUAAGUAUACUUUUGACCUGCUUCACAUGGGAGCUUCCAUAGCUUUGUCCCACUAGCAGCUCACCCCUUCAGGCCCAACACACAAAUAAGAAAGAGAGAAGUAAGCUUUCUCAGGCUGAUCAAGCCAGACUACUGCUGACAUAACUGGUUAGCCCUUCCAUGACUGCCCAUGUCUACUUUUCCAGAGGACGGCACCCCUUCACUCACCAUAGGCAAUGGCCCGUGCCUUCCAGUCCAGCAGUCAGGCUUGAGAGACCUUGAGACGGUGGGAAUUUACACUGGGUUUGUGGACUGUAGUAUUGGAAGCCUUAGUUACACCACAGUAAGCCUAUAAUUACACUCUGAUUUGAUAUGAUUUCUGACAUCUGGCAUUUGUCAAAAUGCAAUUUUCCUUUAUCUUUUUUUGUGUGUGUGUGCAGAUGAUUAAACAAAGUCUUCCCUGUUUAUUUGGUGCAAUGAAGUAUAGCAGAUAAAAUGGGGGAAGGGGAAAUUAUCACCUUUAACAAGAUUAAUUUUUAAAUGUUUUUAUAUAUAUUUGGAAUUGUUAAAUUGGUUUUGCUGAAACAGAAUUUCACCCUUGAGAUACUAUUUGAAUGUUGGUUUCAAUAAAGGUUCUUGAAAUUGUU